UAAGUGUCCCUUAGCCCAGGUAGUCCCCGCGGGAAACAGUAAAACGUAAAUCCGGCGCUGGACGGCAUGGCACAGUAGCUUCAGCAUUCAGUUCUGGGCAAUUCCGCCGUUUACUCCCUUCAACAACCGCCGCCAAAUCUCUCUCUCUCGCCGCCGUGAGUCACCGCCAUGUCGUUUUCGGCCGUGACUCUCUCUCGCACUCGCUUGUUACCUCGACGAGUAUUCGAAUUUCCUUCUCUCAAUCUCUAUUCUGCACAAAAAUCGACGCUGAAAUUCGCAUCUUUCGAAACUCAUCAUCGCCUUCAAGCCUCUAGACGAGUCAUCAAUUUUCCUCAGGAGAAUGGUCAUCUUGCGGAUGAUCCGCGCAAUUGGAGCCGUUCGAUUGAGUUCGGUAGACGCGAUGACGGUGAAGAUGACGAUGAGGAAGACGAUGGUGAAGAUGAAGAAGAAGAUAGGAGUCUUGAUCUGUUGAUCAAGUUUGUUCAGAAUGUCUUCAAGAAAGUCUCGAGGCGAGCUCGGCGUGCUGUGCGAUCAGUUCUUCCUAUUGGUAUCCCUACGAAAUUGAUUGGGUUUUCGGUCAAUGGAGUGCUAAUCCUGGCAUUUUUGUGGGUUCUGAAGGCGUUUCUUGAGGUGGUUUGCACCCUUGGUAGCAUAGUGUUUGUGAGCAUCUUACUCAUCCGUGGAGUCUGGACUGGGGUCAUCUAUUUACAAGAAAACCGCAGCAUGAAGGUAAACGAAUUUGAAGAUGAGAACAAUGUAUGGAAUGGUGCGCAGCCUGCAACUUAACAAUUGCCAUGGCUGCUUCUGGGAGAGGCUCCAUCUUGUAGAUUAACCGAAAAGUAAUAAACUCCCCACAAGGAGGAGGCCUUAUGAAUCGGAGUAUUUGAGAAAAGAUGGCUUCGGGAUGUUUCUUGGUCUUGAAAACAUUGUUCUUGAGCUUUCAUUGAAUCGUGAAUUCGACCGUGGCUUACCUUCCUGAAGAUCUGUAACAAGUUACAUUUUUUAUCAUGUUAUAAUUGUAGAGUACUUAGUUCAAAAGCAGGAAAGUAAAUCAUGUUGUGUGGUUGCUAAAUCAACCUUUUUGUAUCAUCACAUAUCAGAACCAGAGUGUAUUGUUGACAUGAUUUUGCCACCUCAUAAUUCCUUUUGUCUUUAUGACUUAUCUCCAGUUAGU
This is a messenger RNA of Morus notabilis, 1174 nucleotides long. Its product is annotated as protein SHORT HYPOCOTYL IN WHITE LIGHT 1. The transcript has 4 exons. Gene Ontology annotation, biological process: negative regulation of photomorphogenesis; regulation of abscisic acid-activated signaling pathway. Bases 169 to 786 code for a protein of 205 amino acids. NCBI's taxonomy places the organism in Eukaryota, Viridiplantae, Streptophyta, Magnoliopsida, Rosales, Moraceae. The record is from RefSeq and is a predicted model, not a curated record.